Molecule: messenger RNA, 2571 nt
Organism: Ilex paraguariensis (yerba mate)
Lineage: Eukaryota; Viridiplantae; Streptophyta; Magnoliopsida; Aquifoliales; Aquifoliaceae
Source: the annotation of a GenBank genome assembly
AUGAUCAUGAUCAUGAUCAGUCACCACCAUCAAACCCCUUCUCUUCCGAAGCUCAAUCCCAUGCUCAUCUCAACUCUCCAACUCUUCUCCUUUCUCUGCCUCCUCCUCUCCACCACCAUCAUCGCCGCCGCCGUAGAUGACAGCGGCGCCUGGCUACCUUACACUCCCACCGACCACAUUCUCCUCGACUGUGGUUCAGCUUCUAACACCACCGACGUUAGCAUUCGGAACUGGGACGGCGAUGUCCGAUCACAAUUCUUACCGUCGAACAAUGAAAACACGUCGUCGAAUGCUACAUCCUCCGAGUCUGUCAUUCAAGUGCCCUACAAGACUGCUCGUAUCUUCCACUCUCAAUUCACCUACUCCUUCCCAGUCUCUGCAGGACCAAAAUUCAUUCGUCUCUAUUUCUACCCAGUUAAUUACUCUGACCUCGAUAUUACCAACUCUUUCUUCUCCCUCACUUCCAGCGACUACACCCUCUUAAACAACUUCAGUGCCUUCCUCACUGUCUCCGCCAUGAAACCCGCAGUUGCUUCCCUUAUAAAGGAGUUCAUCGUUAACGUUAGGGACAACCAGAUACUGAAUAUAACCUUUUGGCCUUCUCCGAACUCUUACGCCUUCGUUAAUGGCAUUGAAGUCGUUUCAAUGCCGAAAAAUCUCCACAUUCGCGGCAAUGAUCAUCCUAUCCCACUAGUGAGCGAGAACCAAAGAUUUUACAUUGAUAACAACUCUGAUCUUGAGACUCUCUAUCGAUUAAAUGUUGGCGGUAAUGAGGAGACACCACCUUACACUGCACCGAAGAUCGUUUACACAACCACCAAGAACAUGGGCAAUGACAGUUUAAGAUACAAUCUGACAUGGAGAUUUCCUGUUGAUUCUGGGUUUUAUUAUCUUCUCAGGCUCCAUUUCUGCGAGAUUCAAUUGGAGGUGACCCUUGAGAACCAAGGGGUUUUUAUAAUUUACAUCAACAAUCAAACGGCAGAGAGAGGAGCAGAUGUUAUCUACUGGAGUGGUGGCACUGGAAUCCCGGUGUUUAAAGACUACGUCAUUAUGGUCACCGACCCAGAUGGUAGCCGGAGCAAGCAAGACUUGUGGCUCGCUAUGUACCCUGAGCUCGACAAUAGACCUGAUUACGGUGAUGCUAUAUUGAAUGGUUUAGAAAUCUUCAAAUUGAGUGAAACAGCUGGAGGAUUUGGUAAUGUGUACAAGGGCCACAUCGACAACGGUGCAACCACCGUUGCGAUCAAGCGAUUGAACCCAUCAUCCAAUCAGGGGGUCCACGAGUUCCAAAUAGAGAUCGAGAUGCUAUCGAAGCUACGACAACUCCAUGUCGUGUUGUUGAUCGGUUACUACAAUGACAACUGUGAGAUGAUCUUAGUGCAUAAUUAUAUGGCCCACGGAAUCUUUCGUGAUCAUUUUUACAAAUCAAAGAAACCACGUCUUCCGUGGAAGCAAUGCCUUCAGAUUUGUAUUAGUGCAGCAAAGGGAUUGCAUUAUCUCCAUACAUGUGCGANUAAUUAUAUGGCCCACGGAAUCUUUCGUGAUCAUUUUUACAAAUCAAAGAAACCACGUCUUCCGUGGAAGCAACGCCUUCAGAUUUGUAUUAGUGCAGCAAAGGGAUUGCAUUAUCUCCAUACAUGUGCGAAUCACACGAUCAUUCACCGUGAUGUGAAGUCCACCAAUAUUUUAUUGGACGAGAAAUGGGUGACUAAGAUUUUUGAUUUUGAAUUAUCCAAAUUGGGUCACAGAGAUGCAGGCCAUAACCACGUCACCACAAUGGUGAAGGGUAGUUUUGGAUAUUUAGAUUUAGAAUAUUAUAACCGACAACAAUUGACAGAGAAAUCAGACAUGUACUCAUUUGGGAUGGUUUUAUUUGAAGUUUCAUGUGCUAGGCCGGCUAUAAUUCUAGAUUUACCCGAAGAGCAAGUGAAUUUGGUUGAGUGGGNGGUGACUAAGAUUUUUGAUUUUGAAUUAUCCAAAUUGGGUCACAUAGAUGCAGGCCAUAACCAUGUCACCCCAAUGGUGAAGGGUAGUUUUGGAUAUUUAGAUCUAGAAUAUUAUAACCGACAACAAUUGACAAAGAAAUCAGACAUGUACUCAUUUGGGAUGGUUUUAUUUGAAGUUUCAUGUACUAGGCCGGCUAUAAUUCUAGAUUUACCCGAAGAGCAAGUGAAUUUGGUUGAGUGGGCCCGACAUUGUUAUAAAAAUGGGACCCUUGAUCAGAUUGUUGAUCCUAAUAUAAAGGAGGAGAUUGCGCCAGAGUGCUUGAAGAAGUUUGGAGAAUUAGGUGAUAGUUGCUUGCGUGAAAAUGGGUUCAAACGACCAGGAAUAAAUAAUGUUUUGUGGGGCCUUGAGUUUGCUUUGCAACUUCAAGGGGAGGCUGAGAUGAUGGGUCAGGGUGGCGGUGGUGGUGGGUUACUGCCAGCAGCGUUGACUAGUCCCUCUACUCCUCCUCUGCAUGGAGAAUCAACGACGAACGACGAUGAAAACGUGUUAAGAUCAAUGGCCAACAAUGACAAAUUAAAAAAUAAGACUCUGUUCUCAGAGAUCAUGAAUCCUAUGGAUCGAUGA